Molecule: messenger RNA, 4668 nt
Organism: Nicrophorus vespilloides
Lineage: Eukaryota; Metazoa; Arthropoda; Insecta; Coleoptera; Silphidae
Gene: Sik2
Product: serine/threonine-protein kinase SIK2
Exons: 10
Coding region: 594-3263 (889 amino acids)
Biological process (GO): microtubule cytoskeleton organization; protein phosphorylation; intracellular signal transduction
Cellular component (GO): cytoplasm
Molecular function (GO): ATP binding; tau-protein kinase activity; protein serine/threonine kinase activity
Source: RefSeq, a predicted model, not a curated record
GGUUCGUAGGUUUUCGUACAGUCUGCCGAGGUCUGGGCGCAUACACACUGGACGUGUGUGAAGGCGCGUGGGGCUCGCUUUGCUACUACCACUACUAACACAUCAGCAUCAUCAUCAUAGCAGCAGCAGUAGUAGCGGAGGCAGUGAGCAGCCCAAAGACCCAGUCUAGUGUUCGGGCGUCGCUCGAGACACACACAAAGUCACACAAACAUUGAAAGACCCGGCGUCGAUAACCGUCGUCCCGACGCACAACAUGACAAUACAUCGAAUCAUCUAGCAAUAAAACACAUACAUUAACAAAGGAGGAAAUCGUUAUUUUUUUUCAAUCGUUCGCGAAUUGAUUAACAAAUUUUAUAUUUAUUAUUAAUAUUUUUUUGUGAAAAACUUUUGCCAACCGGAAAUGCUUUUAUCCGGGAUCCCCAAGUGAUUGUUUACCCAGUUGAUGAUGAUGUUGGUUGUAUCGUACUCCCCUUGUUUCUUGACGCGCCGGUACAGCGACUUCAGCUGAAGUUCGAUAGAACUAAUCGGGUGGUGGAACUGGAGGAGCAGUAGUUUUAGUUUGUAGUAAAUAGUAUUAUAGAGAGCACAACAAUAUGGGUGAGCGUGAGAGGAUUACGAAGGCCGCGAUCCGCGUAGGUUUCUACGAUAUCGAGAGGACGAUCGGCAAAGGAAACUUCGCCGUCGUCAAAUUGGCGCGACAUCGGAUCACCAAGACAGAGGUCGCUAUCAAAAUAAUUGAUAAAUCGCAACUGGAUGCGAGCAAUCUGCAGAAGGUCUACAGGGAAGUGGACAUCAUGAAACGGCUGGACCAUCCUCAUAUUAUAAAACUGUAUCAGGUGAUGGAAACGAAAAACAUGAUCUAUUUGGUGUCGGAAUAUGCGAGCCAAGGCGAGAUUUUUGAUUACAUCGCACGUUACGGCCGGAUGUCAGAGGAGCAGGCCAGAGCCAAAUUCUGGCAGAUUCUGUCCGCCGUCGAAUAUUGCCACAACAGAAACAUAGUACAUCGAGAUUUAAAGGCUGAAAAUUUAUUAUUGGACUCAAAUAAUAACAUAAAGAUUGCCGAUUUCGGCUUCUCGAAUUUCUAUACGUCCGGUGGUCACCUGUCCACGUGGUGCGGAAGUCCGCCCUACGCCGCACCGGAAGUCUUCGAGGGCAAAAAAUACACGGGACCGGAAAUCGACAUUUGGAGUUUAGGCGUUGUUCUUUACGUCUUGGUGUGCGGAGCAUUGCCGUUCGAUGGAUGCUCGUUGCAGGCGUUGAGGGACAGGGUUUUAUCUGGGAGAUUCCGAAUUCCGUACUUCAUGAGUUCAGAUUGUGAAUCGCUGAUUAGGAAGAUGCUCGUUUUAGAGCCAGGUAAGCGAUUCUCGAUUGCUCAGAUCAAGAGACACCGGUGGAUGCAGAUGGAUGUACCAUCCACUUUACCUACGUUAGUGCCCGUAUUGACGGGGCAACCCAACGAGCAGAUCCUCAGGUUGAUGCAAAGUUUGAAUAUAGACAGUACGAAAACGCGAGAGUCAAUUCGUUUGGGGAGUUACGAUCAUCACGCAGCGAUAUAUUAUUUGCUUCUGGAUAAAUUGAGACAUCAGCUGGUCAGUGGUGAGGUGCAGCCUGGGAAUAGUAGGGAAGUGCAAAGACGAAGACCUUCGAGCAUCGCGGAGCAGGCAAUGAGGAAGAUCAAUAGGGCGAGCACGACAGAGGAUUGCAGAAGGUUGCUGCAGCACUCGACAACUCCAACGGCUAGCAACAGCAAGCUGAGCUCGAGUCCCAGGACGUGCGAUUCUCCACCUUCGCAUGGGAUAGAUGCGGCUCGACUGCUUGCUGCGACCACUAGUGAAGAUGCUUUGAAGAUCCUCAAUCAGGCUUCGGCUAAUGCGUUCAGCAUUACCAACGAGGCCAAUAAAUUGAUGAACACUCUGCAGCAGUCGGCAGUUGUUUCUACGGCCACGACGGAGGUGCCACCAUUCAGGGAUUACCUAAACCAUAUACCGGCCUACUCUUUCAUGCAGACCUCCAUGUGUCAACCAAACCAGGAGAACGAGAACAAGGGAGGAUCUUUAACCAGAUUCUACACAAGCGGUUAUAGGAGCGGCGAAAUCCAAACACAGUAUUCGAGCUCGACGGAUGAAGGAGUUGAGACGGACUUGGAGGAGCACCCUUCGUCGCACACGCACACACCCCGCCUGAGUUACGCUUCGUCGAGUUCGUCGAGUGGCGUCGUCACCAAUUUCAAUACGUCGAAGAGCCUAAGUCAGAAUCUGAGUUGCGAUUCGAAUUUCGAAAGUCUAGAGUAUCCUCUAUCAGAUUCCAGCGAGCUGACAAACAGUCUGCCCAGUUGCACGACGACAGACAUCAGUCUGCCAGAAACGACCUUAACCAGCUCGAAUGCGCUCUCCUCCGUCACCAAGUACUCGGCAAACACUCGAUCCGUGAUGCACAAGCACAAUCCUCUGGUUCACAUGACCAGUUACAAAACGACGAGAGCGGUCACCAGGUCCCCGGUGGACUUCCGGGAAGGUCGAAGAGCAAGCGACGGGCUCGUCGCACAGCAGGUCGCGGAUGCCUCCAAUCCAAUGGGAGCAAUCGCCUUCAACUCGCAAAAACUCUCGGAGAACUCAAAAGUGAAAGGAGUCUUGGAUAUGCACCUGGUGCAGCGCGAGGCACAGCGGCUGCAGUCGCAGUACCAGGCGCGGGAACCACCUGAGGAGGUCACGCAGAGGCAGAAGCAGCACAGCCAGUAUCUCCAACCGCGCAACAACAAACGCGUCAGCCUCCCGGACAACUUCAGCUACACGAACAGCCCGCAGGAACCGCUGCAGUUACAGACGGCCAUGCAGCACAGGCUGCUGCAGCAGAAACGGCAGAUCCUUCAGAAGCAGUGCGCAAUGUCCCAUCAAUCGCCGACGGCAAGCGUAGAUCAUUCUCUCGCCCGAAGACAGAUGCUACGACAGGCGAGUUACAAGAUCGCCCAGCAGCAGCCGGUGCUUCCGCCUCUUCCGCUCUCAGAAACAGAGAGUAAAGAUCUGCUCGCCUUCCAGGCUCUCGUCGAAGGUUCCACCUCGGGCGAAGCUUGGAACACGUUGCCCGGUAACCUGCAGACCUCCUGCCAGAUCUCGGACUCCUCGCAAUCGUCUUCAUGGCAACAGACCUCGGCCGCCUCCUGGAAUCAGCAGGGCCUUCCAUUUUCUGGCAACGUUUGGCCCCCUUUACUGCCAUUAAGUGAAUCUCCAAUUUUGGAACUCACCGAACAAAUGGAAUCAAUGUGAAGAUAAUUAUGAGAGUGAAAUACCUGAGAGAGAGUAUUAAAAAAAAGAAAGAGAUUAUAACAAUAACAAAAAUUAACAAAUAAUAUAUAGAUAACGUUUAAUUUUGUACGGCGAAACAUUCUUUUUUUGUAUAAAACCAAGAAAAUUAAGAAAGAGAAAACGACAAAAAAAAAUGAAGUAAAGCUAAUUGUGGAAGAGCUUGAAAAGAAGAACUGUUCUAAGGUAUAGUCUAGUCAUUUAAUUGUAUGUAAUUUGUUUUAUCAUCACUGUUUAAUGUUCUUAUAAUUUUUAUUUGUUCUGUGUAUAGAAUUGUGAAACAUUCCAUAGUAUUCGUAUGAUUUCAAACAAAUGAGAUGCGAGAAGGGUAUUUAUUAUUAGAAGGCGCCGAUUAUUAACGCAAGGCGUGCAACUUUAAUGGAGACCGAGGGUUUCAUAGUUGUUGAUUAUUUUAUUGUGAAUUUGGUUUUGUUCAUCGUGUUUAGACGACAUAUCAUUUGAUACAGAUUAUUAACGAAUAUUCCUUGUGUAGAUGAUGAAGAUGAAACGACCGAAUCUAUUGAUGUUUGCGAUGAAGGAAGGAGGGAAGUUCGUUUAGAGAAUUUAGUGGAAAGAGUUUGUUAAUACAAUCAAACGUUAAUUAAGUAAAAUUGAAUUCGGCGAAAGCCAGAAUCGGACUGUAAUAACCAGAUAAUAAUGACAUUGUACGCGUAUAUAUCGGGUUUUUGGAGUAUACGUAAUAUUAUAUAUUAUGUAUGUUGAGUAGAUUAGGAUUUGGAGCUGAUUGGACAUUGAUGAAACCUAAUUAGUUCAUCGAAUUGGAACGGAUUUAUGGUCCGAUAGGGAAAACUUUUUCUAGGUGAUUUAUUUAUUUUCGAAAAAUUUAUGUACGAUUUAUACCAUAAUACCAUUGCCGAUGGAUCUUUUAUUGUUAUUAUUUUUCGGAGACGUUUGCUGGUACAUAUCAAACAGUUUUAUUGGUUGAUUUCUAGAAGCUUUUCGAUGGAUAAAAACAACACGUAUUAAAAAAUGAGAGAAAAAAGAGGAAAAAAAUACCGUAGACGACGCUAUCCUAUAAUAAUGAUACUAUUGCAUUAUCUUAUAAUCUACGUAUAUAUGAAUUAUAUAAAAUAAUUAAUUGGAGGAAAACGACGAUGGUGGAGAUGAAAUACAGCAAUAAAUAUACUAUUUAUAAAAAUAAAUAUAUACAUGGAUCAUCCGUAGAUGUGCCUCUUCUGUUUGUUUCGAUAGUUUUACGUUUAUAUGUUAUUAUUUUUGUUUGUUUUGUGUUUCUAUACGAAAAACGGAGUAGGUUUUAAAUGAAACAAAUAUAAAUUAAAACGGAGUUCUUCACUUUUUUCGUUCGUUGCUUUUGUUAAUUGUUUACAAAUAAAUAGAUUACAAAAAA